CCCCUGCCUCCCCCGCCGCUUUCCGGGAUGGUUCGCGCCAAGCGCGCGAGGCUUGAAGUGCCGGACGUGGGCGCGCUUCUGUCAGGCAGCUUGUCUGCGCCGCACCAUGGAUUCUCAGCUGGCGGAGGCUCACGCCCUGGAAGGCGAGAUCACUGCCUUGAGGCGGGCGUGCGUGGAGCCGCCGGCGCCCCGGGAGGGCUCCUCCCGAGUUCGAAAAUCAUUUCAAGAAAAAUGCCAAUCAAAUUCUGAAGGAUGGGAAUUGUCAAAAGAUCUGAGACGUCGUCUUGGGCAUUUAGAAUCAGAACUUCAAUUUCUAAGUACGCUUACUGGCAUCAGUAUAAGAAAUUACUCCAAGAAGACAGAGGACCUAACAAGCACUGAGAUGACAGAAAAGAAUAUAAAGAAAGUUCUGCAGAGACACAGAUUAUCAGGAAAUUGCCACAUGAUUACGUUUCAACUUGAAUUUCAGAUUCUGGAAAUCCAGAAUAAGGAGAGUUUAUCUUCUGUUAUUACUGACCUCAGCAUAAUAAUGGAGCCCACUGAAUAUUCAGAAUUAAGUGAAUUUGUGUCCAGAGUAGAAGAAAGAAGAGAUCUGUUUAUGUUUUUCCGAAGCCUGCACUUCUUUGUGGGAUGGUGUGAAUAUCGUAAGCGCACGUUUAAACGUUUCAAGGAGAAGUACCCAGAAGCCGUGCACCUCCCAGAGGGGGCCUCCUCCAGCUGCAUGGGCAUCAGAAGCCCCCGCCAGCCAGGGUUUGAACUAGUCAUUGUUUGGAGGAUACAAAUAGAUGAAGAAGGGAAGGUUUUGCCCAAGCUGGAUCUUCUCACCAAAGUGCCACUGCGAGCCCUGGAACUGGACAAGAAGAGAGUCAUAGAAACGGCGCCUCUCAGCUUCCGAACCCUCCUGGGCGUGCUGGGCAUUGAAGCGGCUCUAGAAAGCCUGAUUAAAUCACUUCACACAGACGGAAGCAGCGAGUUCCCCAACAGCGGACAACCACACGUAGGAGGGAGAGGCGUGUGAGUUUAUUGAAUAUAAACAUCGGCUCUUUUCUGUGUAGAAACCUUACCUUUAGAACAUGUUUAUGCAACUCUGGCACAUUAUACAUACGUUGUCAGAACAUGGAAAUAAAUACAGUUAUAUAAAUUCAAAA
Molecule: messenger RNA, 1148 nt
Organism: Hippopotamus amphibius kiboko
Lineage: Eukaryota; Metazoa; Chordata; Mammalia; Artiodactyla; Hippopotamidae
Gene: CENPP
Product: centromere protein P
Exons: 8
Coding region: 107-1018 (303 amino acids)
Biological process (GO): CENP-A containing chromatin assembly
Cellular component (GO): nucleus; chromosome, centromeric region
Source: RefSeq, a predicted model, not a curated record